AUGAUGCAAAUCGAUACCAUUAAUGUAGUGCUGCUCGAAGAAAUGGACAAGUUUAGGGCUAGGUUGGACUCAGCGGAUAGCGAACCCAGUUCAGAACUCGAUUCUCAAAGCCUGAUGGAACUAUGGCAGGUGGUGGCGUUGGAACUGCACCAAUUGGUUCAUCACUCACGCCUUAUAAACGUCAAGGGAAAGUGGGAAAUGCAGUUGCUUUUUGAAGAGUACUAUGCUUUCAAUCAAGCCGACCUGGCCGCCAGAAUCGAUUCUCCGAAUUUAAUGAUGCUAAACCUUAUCCGAAUUUUGAACUCGCUGCUAGGCGUCUCCAAUAAGAUUACGCAUGCUAUCCAACAGGCCUCCAAGGCUAACUCGCAAGUUCGAAGACUCUUAUACUUGAAAGGAAAGAAACUCUCGAAUACUAUCAGUCAAAGUGGGAUUCUGCAACACUUCUUACGGCUGGUCUUUGGAGAUAUGUGGGUCCGACAACGAAAAUACGAAUUGCAAUUGGUGCACGAAGGAAUCGAACUCUCCCAGGCUAUCAGCCAGGUUCUCGGUCAAUUCGAAUUCACCUUUGAGUUAUACAACGAAACUGGAAACCUGCUUCUUGGGUCCAGGCCCCCAUCUCCCUUGAUCUCUAGAAUGGGGCUUACUUGA
Molecule: messenger RNA, 648 nt
Organism: Puccinia graminis f. sp. tritici CRL 75-36-700-3
Lineage: Eukaryota; Fungi; Basidiomycota; Pucciniomycetes; Pucciniales; Pucciniaceae
Exons: 3
Coding region: 1-648 (215 amino acids)
Source: RefSeq, a predicted model, not a curated record